CGAUGAUAUUUCUCUGCUCUACUGAGAGCAUCAGCGCUAUAUUGCGGCAUAUAUUACGCACUAAUGCAGAACAUUUCCAAUUCCGCGAAAACUCAGUUUCCGAAUAUUUCGGAGUCCCGAAUUCAGGAUUUUUGUUGUGGUUGAUUCUUCAAAAACUAUGGUGAAAGAACGCGCGGCUUACUCUCGCGAAGAUGAAACUCGCAUGUGGAUGUACUUGUACGAACAACUGCGAAAGGGUGUGCCUGCCGCAUGGCAACCCAAAGGUCUUGAAAUUUGGAAAAUGUAUGCGCUUGAAAAUGAGGGAAGAACAGCGGAUAGUCUGAAUUCCAGGUUCCGUAAAAAUAUGAUAAACAAGCUUUAUGAUGCAAAUCUUCCUUGUAAUGUCAUGAUGUACCUCUAUUUGCGUUAUCAGAUUCCGAUGAACAGUGAUGUCAAAACUGGACUAGAGCUGAGAUUUCAAAUCCAAAUCGAACUGAAGCCUUCGGGGACCUUGAAAGCUUUCAAGCGAGUUUCACGAGAAGAACGCGUACAAGCAGGGAGGUCACCGAUGACAACACCUCCACGCCAGGAGGACACGGGACCCAAUCGUUUGUUCAGUAAUGAAUCCCCUUCCACUUCCACGGGAAGAACACCGGGAUCUCUGGAUUUUACGAGGGAGAUUCAUAAGGUUGAGAAAGACUCCAUCAGAAGGCUGAGAUUGGAAGAAUUGGCAGCCGACCGCAAUGAGGCUAUGGCCAUUGAGGAAAGUGACGACAUCGAAGAUCUCGAAGAUCUGGUGGAGACUCCGACUUUGAGCAGCGCUUCACACGACGAGAAUGCUCCGCAACAGGUGGUUGAAGCUCAUGAAGUGCCUUCGCAGUCGUCGGUUCUCCAGGUGGCAGCAGGUACCAGCGCAGAAGUGGGACAAGCUGAAGGACCUUCCGCUGGGCCUGGUCAGACCCCUACAAGUGGUGAAGCCAUCGUAGUGGACGAUGUUGUUGUCUCGACAACAAGCGAUUCAUGCCAGAACGCUCUCGAUCGAUGUUUCGCUGCUUACGGAAUUGAGAAAUCCUCCAGAGAAGAGAACGAUUGGCGCAGUUCUGAGAAGGUCAUGUUUCUCACUUCUAAGUGGCAUGAGAAAAUGAAAGAAGUGAUUGCAUCUUACGAUCUUACGGCUGAAGGUACCGAAGGCAUGAUUGGUGUGGUAUCGAGAGAGCAGAAGAGAUUACUGCUUGAGUCGAAAUAUGAGUCCGACUAUCUUCGCUCUCUGCUCUCUGUUAAAUCCGUCGUCAAAGGGGAGUUAGAUAGAUUGAGCGCAGCGUUUCGCUCUCCAUCGCAUUCUCGUCCUAUCGUAAAGAUUCCUGAUCAAGGUUAUUCCCUUCAAAUUAGGAAUGUCUACGAAAAUAUAGGCACGGCAGAUCGUGAAGAAGCAUUGAGAAACAUUGUGUUCAACCAUAUGUCUAGUUCUUUACAUCCUGCCCAUAUAGUAGCAACACUGGAAGAUUUAGAAAAUGUGGAGGAGUUGGUAGCUGCAUCUUCUGCGAACAAGGAGGAUUACAAUGCUAAAAUGAAGCAAGUCGAGGAUGCUGUCAAAAAGAGGGUGGCUGCUACUGAAUAGAAGGUGUUGAACAACUCCAACUGUAAACCUUUUCCGGUUCGCAUUAUUCUGCUUAUGCUUUAAUUUUGAAGUCAACUCAACGUGCUAAUCUUCACUUGAUAUUCACUUGCUCUCAGUUUUGCAGGGAUCUCCGUUUUACUCUUAAAGAAGAUCUUCCUUUUUUGUUGUAGAGAGAGUUUCAUAUUUGCUUUUGUAUCUUAGCGCGCUUCAUCUUUCGUUUUUUUUGUGAAGGGAAGCAGAGUACACAGAGCAUUCAUGCACAUCCUGUGGGUUCCAACUUGAGCGAAUCAGAGAUCUGGAAAUGCAGCACUCAGUAUUCAAAAGCAUGUGAAACUUUUCUCAUUUCUAUAAUAUAAGCUUAAAUUACGCAUUUUCUGGGAUCUAUCACUUGCACAUGAGAUAAAUAUUGCC
Messenger RNA from Cylicocyclus nassatus, 2008 nucleotides. The record is from the annotation of a GenBank genome assembly. NCBI's taxonomy places the organism in Eukaryota, Metazoa, Nematoda, Chromadorea, Rhabditida, Strongylidae.